AUGGGCGAGCCUGCGUUGACAAUCAAGGCACAGUACCAGCAAGAGUACCGCCAGACUAAGAAGAAUGAGAAGACAGCACUUCUUGCGAAGGUUGGCGAGCUGGAGAAGACGCUUGUGCGGAUCCGGCGACGUCACAGUGCUACCGCCAAGCACAGCGAACGGCCAACGUCGAAGGACCUUUUGCUGCCUUGGAAAGACGUGGCAAAGGCGCUGUCCGAGUCUGCGCGAGAGGCGUUGGUACUGCAGCUCUCCCUGCGUAAAGAUCUCGACUUGAAUCGAGAAGUGUUCCAGCGCCUCGCAACCUGGGUCGCAAAGUCCUCACCCGUGCUGAUGAAACCUUCCAUGCCGUGGGGGGUAUCCAACACGUCGUUGGCGCGCAUGACACUCGUCGCCCAUCCCGAGGCGCGGCGGCACGGCUUGGACUGGCUCACGCAGCUCGUGUUCCACAACACAGAUGCCAUCUUGGACAAGUAUCAGUUUCCACCAAUCGACCCGACGACACGACACCAUCGACCGUACUUUGAUAUUCUCGCCCACGCGAACGCCGACUCGAGUGUGUCCGUGGUGUGCCAAUACAUGAGAACAUUCCACGGAGCCAUCGAUGAUGUCGUGCGGCUAGUCUAUCAAGAAGAAAUCCAGCGCAAGAGCUACACUGGCAUGACACCUGACGAAUGUGCCAGUCGUCGCAUCGAUGUGGUUUGUCCCGAUCCAGAGGCGGUGAUGGAAUUGACAGGACAACAACAUCAAGAACGAGGCAGCAUGUCGUACGUUCGUGUGACGACACGUGGCACGACCAGGGCGACAUGCGUACUCUAUCGAAUGUUUGAAGGCGACCCUUCCAGUACCCAGCCCCAGCCGAACAAGACUUCACCACAUCGACGUGUGGUGGUCGGGCAGAGUGUGCCCCACGAUGACAAGUUUUCCAGACAUCCGAUUGGGCGAAAGAUGAUGUCUUGGUAUGUGUUUGAUCAAGUGGCACCGCACUGCACUGUCCUUCGGCAUGUGUAUGUCGCGUACAGCGCCGUGAACCCUGUCACAGGGGACAGCGUAUCCUUGGCGGAAGAAGCCAGAACGUACGGAUGCAACCUGUCCAACGUUCUGUUGCCAAACCACGUGCAAGUAUUCCAGCGACAUUUAAAUAUAAUGGGCGGGGCCGCCGCGACCCAGCAAAAUGCUACUAUGGCAAAAGUGGAUGCCGCCCUCCUUCGAUCUACAAGACAUCAUAGAUAUAAUUAAUAUUGUGCUUUUGAGUGAAA
This is a messenger RNA of Aphanomyces astaci, 1256 nucleotides long. RefSeq lists its product as hypothetical. The coding region runs from base 1 to 1236 and encodes 411 amino acids. The transcript is spliced from 5 exons. The record is from RefSeq and is a predicted model, not a curated record. Lineage: Eukaryota; Oomycota; Saprolegniomycetes; Saprolegniales; Verrucalvaceae.